GAGAAUGAUGAGCUAGAGUCAUUGUAUCAGCGCUACAUCUUCAAGCUGCAACACUCAUCAGUAGCCAGUGUAGUGGCCAUGUUUGUGCUGCUAACUGCUGUGCUGGCCAACCUAAGCUUUGCCUACUCCCAGGCCCCGACUGCUCAGAAUGUCUACCACAUCGCUCACUGUCUACUCUUCGCACUGCUCCUUGUCUUUCUAAACACUAAGCUGAUGCAGGAUGCGUAUCUGCUGUGGGUUUGCUAUGUGAUAUUGUUCUUCUGCUCCACAUUUGUGGCCGUCUCUUUGCCGCUGGGUCCCGUGGGAGGCAGGACUACUCCCGGAGUAGCGGCUGACGGAGUGUGGCAGGUGUUGUUUGUGGUGUUCCUGGCGUACGCUAUGAUGCCACUCAAGACGUGGGUGGCAGCACUUUUUGGACUGACACUACCCGUGGCUCACACUGCGGUCGCCUCUACAUUGCCUACCGAGUUCCCCCAGCUGCUGUGGCAACAGGUGAUGGCCAAUGUGAUAGUGUUUGUCAGUGCCAAUGUGGUGGGAGUGCUGCUACACACACUGAUGGAACACGCGCAAAGACGAGCGUUCCUCGACACUCGCAACUGCAUCGCGGCCAGGCUGGAGAUGGAAGACGAGAACGAGAAACUGGAGAGGCUACUGCUGUCAGUCUUGCCGCAACAUGUAGCCAUGGAGAUGAAGGCAGACAUAAUGUCUCCUGUAGAGGGACAGUUCCACAAGAUCUACAUACAACGCCAUGAGAAUGUCAGUAUCCUGUUUGCCGACAUUGUGGGGUUCACUGUGCUGGCGUCUCAGUGCACUGCUCAAGAACUUGUCAGGCUGCUCAACGAACUGUUUGGCCGGUUCGACCAACUUGCCAACGAUAAUCACUGUUUGAGGAUAAAGAUCCUGGGAGACUGCUACUACUGUGUGUCUGGGCUGCCAGAGCCUAGGUCAGACCAUGCUCACUGUGCGGUAGAGAUGGGGCUUGACAUGAUAGACGCCAUCGCCGCUGUCGUGGAGGCAACAGAUGUUCAUCUCAACAUGAGGGUGGGGAUACACAGUGGACGAGUGUUGUGUGGUGUGCUGGGGCUCCGCAAGUGGCAAUACGAUGUGUGGAGCAACGAUGUCACCUUGGCUAACAACAUGGAGGCCGGCGGUGAACCUGGGAGGGUACACAUCACCCAGGCCUCCCUGGACUGUCUGGGAGGAGAGUAUGAGGUAGAGCCGGGCCAUGGCGCAACACGCAACCAGUACCUGCGUGACAACAACGUCACAACAUACUUCAUCGUGCCUCCCGCGCGACGGAGAAAGCCGUUGUUGUUCAACACCCUACAGGUGCGGUCGGCGCUGGGAGCUGCACAAAGACGCAAGUUGUCGUUCAAGAAUGUCUCCAGUGUUGUGGUGCAACUGCUCCACAGCAUCAAGUACUCCGUCGAGGUCCCUUUCUCCAACAUUGCGACUGGGGCGGAGAUCAAGUCCAACGCAGCCCGAAAGGUGCUAGACCUACAGAGAGCGCUGCACGCAGACCCAGCUAGUGCGGCCGGUCACGCGUAUCACGACUCUCUCACUCUACGUGACAUCACAGCCAAGGAAGAAACAAAUAAGCCAUUUCUUAACAAAGUGACGGACAAAUUCAAGCGACCUUUCAAGAAGCGACAUUCGAGUGUUUACCAUCAACCUAGCAACCGAGUCAACAAGUACCUGAGUCAAGCCAUCGAGGCUCGCAGUGUCGACCGAGAGAAGAGCAACCAUGUCAACCUGGUCACACUGUGCUUUAAGGAUAAAGAGAAAGAGAAUCAGUACCACACUGAUGUAGAUGGAGGAUUCAGCAGCUCUCUGGCCCUCAGUUUGAUGCUGCUGCUGUUGAUUGGAGGACUGCAGGCUGUGAUAUUACCUCGUACCAUCAUACUGUUGUUGCUGUUCCUUACUGCCUUUAUUUGGAUCUCGGUGGUGUUGAUGCUGCUGCUGGCUGUGAGACUGAGGUGGAUCCUGUGUGAUAUAUCUCACAGUUUCUCCUUGAGGCUGGCUAUCACAGUGUUCACCAUUGUGUUGGUGUACACAGUCGCUCAGGUCAACGUGUUCACGUGUCGCACAGACACACCGUGUGUCCCACUCAACACUACACUACUCAACGGAGUUACCAGCGACCACCGUGCCUGCCCUCUCCCCCACUACAUCGUUAUAUCCUGUUGUUUAGGUUACCUAGCUGUGGCUAUCUUCCUGAGGCUGCCCAUCCUCAUCAAGUGUGGCCUGCUGGCUCUCAUGGCCACUGUCUACAUUCUGCUGAUAGAGCUGAGCCAUGCCAACGUCUUCCACUGUUUCGACAUCAGAGUGCAGAGUGCGGUGCCGGUUCAUCUAAUAGCUGUAGUGCAGGUGCUCAUGUUGUUGUUGGCUGUGAUAAUACACGGAAGACAGGUGGAGUGGACAGCUCGUCUGGACUUUCUGUGGCAGAUACAGGCGUCUGAGGAGAAGAGAGAGAUGGAUGCUUUACAGCAUAGCAACAAGAGGAUAUUGUUUAACCUACUACCAGCACAUGUGGCCACUCACUUUCUGGACAACCAGUUCAGAAGCAACAUGAACACUCUGUCACAGGAGCUGUACCACCAGUCGUACAACAGAGUGGGAGUCAUGUUCGCCUCCAUCACCAACUACCACGAGUUCUACAUGGAGCUGGACGGCAACAACCAGGGCGUCGAGUGUCUGCGGCUGCUCAACGAGAUCAUCGCUGACUUUGACGAGUUGCUGGGAGAAGAAAGGUUUAGAGCCAUAGACAAGAUCAAGACAGUCGGGUCCACAUACAUGGCAGCUGUGGGACUGAUGCCUGAGUAUCGCAUACUGGACGACCAAGUCUCCGCUGGAAUCCACCUGUCAGCACUGGUGGAGUUUGUGUUCGCCAUGCGGGACAAACUGGUCUGCAUCAACGACAACAGCUACAACAACUUCAUGUUGAGAGUCGGCAUCAACAUCGGCCCCGUAGUGGCGGGGGUCAUUGGGGCCCGCAAGCCUCAGUACGACAUCUGGGGCAACACUGUCAACGUGGCUUCUAGGAUGGACUCUACUGGACUGCCUAACCACACCCAGGUCACAGAAGAAGUUUAUCAAGUGUUGCAGAAUAUGCCGUACGAGUUCCAGUGUCGAGGCAAAGUGAAGGUGAAAGGCAAGGGAGAGAUGACCACGUACUUCCUGACAGACAGGAAACAGCCUGGAACUAUCAGGGUAGAGGAUCUGACCAGCCUACGAGGAGGUGCUUCUAUAGGUACAAUGUACGGCGGAGUAGCCACACCUCUGGCGUUCCUACACCAACAGCUGCAACAGUCUGGGGAGAGACUCAAGUCUCGGCCCCGCCAUACCCCCCACCACAACCCCCACCCUGAGACUGAGCCACUGCUGCCCACGCCUCGGCAGCCACGACCUCUGCCUCCGCAGCGGGGUAUCACACAGGUCUUCCCACCCCUGUCACAAACCAACAGAUAUAUUCCACCAUGGCCAAGAGGCAACUCCAACACAAACGAAACCGCUUCUCGUAACCACAACAACAACAUGAGUCAAAGAAGGCAACAGGAGAACUCUAGGCAUCAAGAGAACUCGAGACUUCAGGAGAACUCAAGAAACCAAGAGACUUCCAAACAUCAGGAGAUGGCGAGACAACAGAACUCUGCAGCUCCAUACAUGAAACCUCUGCCCAAGCCUCCUCCUCGAGCAUCACCAGCUCAUCGGCCGAGGCAAGGUCCUCCCUGGCUACAGCGGCACUACAGUGAUGAGAGUCUGCAGGGCUCCGGCCUCCACUGGUCUGGUAACACAAGAGUACACUCAUCUGCUGAUGAGAUUAGUUCUCUCAACCACUCCCCCAGCAUCAGCUCCUCUGAUGAGAGUUAUAGUAGGACUACUGACGCCUCACCUUCCCCCUCCCCACCACCCACGCACCAACCACACAACAAUCUACAGCAAUGGCUGUUCCCCUCAGACAUCCAAGUAAACCCGUGUUCCUCACCUGAAAACUCUCCUCGCGCUUCCUUAGACUAUAUUCCACCCCAGUGUUAUCUUUCCUCAAACAACAACCCUCCUGAAGUUACCAAAACGCCCUUACACGACACCACUCCUAGUUUACCGUCUUCACGAAGUUUCUCACCUGGGAAAAACGGCAACAACAACGGAAGUCGCGGUAGUGGACGGAGUUCGAAAACGAGAGACUCGCCGAGAAACAUCCACCGGAGUAAUUCUAGUUCGACAAGUUCUAGAAGGACUAAUAAUUCGGAUAAAAUUCCGUCUUCGGCUUUAAUCGCUUUGGCCGCUUGUGGCGAAAGCACUCUAGACUCUCACGGGGUGCAGACUGUAGAUUCGUAUAGAGGAGAAUCGUGCGGUAGUUUCGAAUACCAACGGGCGAGUAAACACAGAGCCAAAAGAAUGACGGGUAGCUUAGACAAACACCAAGAGAAACCAUUGAAAGAAAAAGCGGAAAGUGGCGAAACAACGAGUUCUAGUGCGAAGUCUUCUAUGAAAAAAGACGGUUCAAGUCAGACUGAUUUGAAAAUGCCGGUUGUGUCGGAGAAAUCUGCCUCAACGCCAGGUUCGGACAAUCCAGUGGUGGACUUUGAACGUCAGAUUCGUAAACUACUGGACGAGCAGAGUAUGUUGCGUCCGACGCCGCAGCAGGAGCCCGCAGCAAGGUUUGUACCGCAGCUAACCUCACAGUUUGUUGCUCCUAGUCUCGCCUCCAUCACUGAGAGAGCUCUGUGGCAGGAGAAGAGUUUAGGACUUAAUGAGGAAACACUUAAACCUCAAUCACCUUUCAAACCUCAAUCACCAUUUGUUGUCAGGAGGGAGAAAGAUAGGACUGAGAGUGAAGAGGAGAGGGAGGGAGAAGGCGAUGAAGAUGAAGAAGAGAGGAGAGAAAACGAGAGGUUUGAAGAGGAGGAGAAAAGGAUAGCAGAGGAAGUGGAACGCCAGGAGGCUGUAGUGAGGAGGAUACUAGAGGAGUCUACAAGUCAGCUAGAGUCAGAGUGGAGUGAUGAUGAGGGUGCCGUGUCAGAGCCUCUACUGGCUGACAGAGACAGUACAGGCUACACCACAGACGACCCUGCACUGGAGAACAUCUCUAUGAUACACGAGGCUGGUCUGACUGACGCUGAAGGGGCACUGAGUGAUGUCAACUCAGCGUUUGAAGGUGGUUGCCACGACGACGGAGACAACACCUCCCUCUCGUCUAGAGCAUCGUCCCGAGUGUUUGACUCUGACGCAGUGAUGAGUGUGGACUCCCUGAGUGCUCUGUUUGACCCGGAGUACGACACGUGUUACGGCGACGACUUGCGCUACUACGGCCGAGGCACGACGCCGGACAUCACCAACCUCGCUAACAUACGCAGCGUUAGUGAGAGCAUCACGCGCAACUUUGGCCAGCCGCGCAGCGAGACUGACAGUGACAUCUAGUGUGGUGCUAGGUAACAAACAGUUCAACUGAAUAAAUUAAGAUUUUAUUCUUCCAGUAUGAUAAGGGUAAAAAUUUGUAUACAAUUUUACAAACCUCCAUUUUUCUUACUCAUUACAAAAGUUAAUUUGUGCUUAAUGUGUUCUUGAAAUAUUCAACAUAGGCUAGUCAAUUUCCUUUUGGUUUUUAAACAGAUUUCCUAAUUGAAUUUGUUUGUAAUAUUUUUUUUAUCUUCAUUUUUAAUGUUAAAUGAUCACUUUACCGAAUGGUAUUUCUGUAUACUACAGAUCCUUAAAAAGGAUAAAUUUUACCAUUCACACUCUAAAAUGUUAACAUGUUUUUGAAACGUUAUCUAAUGGUAUCUCAUGGAGCCGCGCUCAAUUUAAUUUUGUAAUGUAGCUUGUGGCUAAUAAGCAGGUAGUUUAAGCAGAGACAAUGCAACUGAAAAUUUAAUAUUUCUAUAGAAAUUAAAAUUUGUUUGCCAACAGGUACAAAACAGGUUGAGAAUAGUGGUCUUUGGUUGGUGUUAUUUGUUGAAGGACUGUUCUUUGAAUACUUUAACAGACGAUGUUCAUCCAUUUUAUUUUUACACUAAAUUAUCAUAAUAACUUGAUUACCGAUUUUUCCAACUAAAUAACAAUCCUUGUACAGGCGAAUGAAGUGAUAAAUGAAACCCUUGUUUUCAAUAGUAGUUGAUUGUUGAUUUGAUUAACAUACUUGUAUGAUUUUUAGUUGUUUGAAUUUUAGUAUAUUUCUUUUGAUACUUUGAACUAUGGAUACUUCUUUCUAAAUUUAGUUGUUUACAAUUAAGUUCAAUCCAUCCUAUUACACCAUCCAAGGUCCACAAACUUUUUAAGGGUGCAGUAUUUUUCAUAUUUUAUUUAUUUAUUUUUUAUUUACUAUUAGUUUUGACUGGCUUAGAAUCAUUAGUCUUUAUUUAACGUCUAAUAUUAUAUUUUACCACCGGUGAAACUCUCUGUGCUACUUUGGUACUAUUAGGAGUAUUAACUUUAUUUAUAAAUGUAAUUUUUAUUUCCUAAAGUUUUUUCUUCCCACUUUAAGUUGUAUUUUUAUUUUUACAAAAAGUGUGCAGUAACAAAUAGUUAAGUCCAAAAUGUUUGUUUAAAUUUUUAAACAUGUCUAUUAAUUAUCUUUUAAGAGAGUCAACUUUAUAUUUGCAUUAAAAUUAAUCCCAAACUACUGAUUUGUAUAGCUUUAGGCUAAGUAAGUGUGAAAGUUUUUUUUUUGUAAUAGCCACAUUUGCCUCAAAAUACCUUUUUUUUAUUGAAGUUCUCGAACCUUUAAAAGUUCAUAACUUCAAACACUGAAUUCAAAUAUUUUUUUUAUUGAAUUGAAGUAGGUACUAUACGAAAAACAAUUUGUCCCAGGUGACCACAUAAUAUUAUUAUAUUUAUUAGUAACAAUACCCUUGAGCAUAAUUUUUUUUGUAUAACGAUACUUAAUACUGUUGUAUACUAUUAUUUUCGUACUUAUGACUUUGUUGUGAUACUUUUUUUAUUUUGAACCUCUUUUUGUCCCUGUAAACCUAGUGUUUUGAGUAUAUAUACAGAUAAUUUAUACAUUGUGUGUUAUUCGUUCAAUAAUGUACUGAUGUUAAAAUCGAACGAUAUAAACCGAUAUUGUUAAAUAAUGUAACAUAGUUCUUUCUCUUUAUUAUACAUUGUUAUAUAUGAAUUUAAAUAUUAUCGCUAUAAAAAGUGUUAACCUUCAGCUUAAAAUAUUGUUAAUUUUUAUAAAUUUAUAAACAAUCUUGAUUUGUAUAUAAUACAUGUGGAGUUUUAGCUGAUAGGUUCUACUUUGAUUUUUUUUCUUUGAUACAUCCAUUGUUGUCUUAAAGUCAGUAUUUUUUUUGCAUCACAUUUACUCAUAGUUUUUUUUUACUGCUUACAUAAUUUAUUGUCCUCGUAGAUUAUAAUUGUGUUGUGAUUUAUUUAUAGUAGAUGUUUAUUUAUUGGCGUUGUUUGUGAUUUAUGUUUUCUAUAUGAACUAUUUCGAAUUUUGAUAUUAUAUUUAUAGAUUUAGAAAAAGAGUUAUUAAAACUUAAAUGAAACGUCACUAUAACAUCCUUAGAAUUGUUCUUUGUGCUUUAGAUUUAAGAUGAAAUAUAAUUUAAUGCUUUCGUGAUGACUGCCUUUAGCCUUAUUUUCGGCCUACAAAGUGUUUACGGAAUUUUGUACUUCAACAUCUACCAAAACAUCCUAACAGUUGGUUUUGAUUUAUUCCUAGUCAUAAUAUGGUGUCAUAUUAUUGGAUUUAGGUGCUUUUUGUCGACAACCCAUUUUUGUUUGGUAAAUUUCAUAAUAAUAACAGCUGUAAUAGUUCAUAAAAUUACAACGUUAACAAAAUCAUUACUUUUAUAUUUUGGAAUCUGUGCAACACCAAUGUCUAAUUAAUAAUGUUGCUGUAUUCAAUUGCCAUACUGUUAUUAUUUUAUACACAGAAUGUCUAGCCAUGUAGUUUACCUGAAUAUAAACUGUGUAGGUUUAUGUUUAAAAUAUACUAGCUACAGUAUAACGCUUAGUAGGCCUAUAUAACUUAACUAAAACUUAGUUGUUUGGUUGGAUUACAUAUAGUUGAAAAAUAUCAUAUUGUUAACACUUUUACUAAAACCCUGAUAUUCCAUGACAUUGUGAAUUUAUGCAACUUGUGCUGGCGAUACUAAAAAAUAAAAAAUUAACCAUUUAUUUGUCUUUGGGUUGUACUUGCCUAUGAGAUUUAAGUCAAUGUUUAAUCAAAGUUGAAACAGACUUAAAAACAAUUAUUUAUAAUUUUUAUAAAUAGAUUGCACUUCUUUUUCAAAAUUCUUUAAUCUUUUACUCUAAUAAUUUAAAAAGUGCUAUGUUUUUACAUCCCCAAAAUCUUUUGAGCUGUAUAAAAAAUUUUAAUGUUUUGAAAACAUGAAAUGUUUUCAUUAUUUAAUGGGACUUGCAGGCCAACAUUAUCAUGGUCCAUCGGGUUACAGUAAAAGUGUCAACUCGGGGCUCAAACUGUUGAGUUGUUAUUUCUACUUAAAAUAUUGGUUAUUGAAUUUGAAGAUUGGCAAAAUCUCUUUGUAUGUCGUAGUUUACUUUUUGAAACGUGAGCAAUGAUGUGAAAGCUCAACCGUUGUAUAGACCCUCGCCCUUUUUGUACAGAUUUCUCAAAAGCACUCUAGUAUUUAACCUAAGUUGCCUAACUAGUGUAACACCGAAAGGUAACUUACAGAUUUGUAUAAAGGAUGUGAUGUAUUUGAUACGUUUGGUAGCGUAAAGCCUUUUGUUGUUCUGUAAAUAUCCGUAGCCAUGCAAACAAGUGUAUGUCAUGUACAAAAUACUUGCAAUAAAGUGAUAUUGACCUUA
Messenger RNA from Macrosteles quadrilineatus (aster leafhopper), 8778 nucleotides. RefSeq names its product Ca(2+)/calmodulin-responsive adenylate cyclase-like. Bases 79 to 5421 code for a protein of 1780 amino acids. Gene Ontology annotation, cellular component: plasma membrane. The transcript has 27 exons. Gene Ontology annotation, biological process: adenylate cyclase-activating G protein-coupled receptor signaling pathway; intracellular signal transduction; cAMP biosynthetic process. Gene Ontology annotation, molecular function: adenylate cyclase activity. The record is from RefSeq and is a predicted model, not a curated record. Lineage: Eukaryota; Metazoa; Arthropoda; Insecta; Hemiptera; Cicadellidae.